Bipolaris oryzae ATCC 44560 is the source of this 1101-nucleotide messenger RNA. RefSeq lists its product as uncharacterized. The record is from RefSeq and is a predicted model, not a curated record. NCBI's taxonomy places the organism in Eukaryota, Fungi, Ascomycota, Dothideomycetes, Pleosporales, Pleosporaceae. The coding region runs from base 1 to 1101 and encodes 366 amino acids. The transcript is spliced from 2 exons.
AUGCACCUCUUCACUAUGCCUUCCGCCAUGCUUGGUCUGGCUGCUUUCGCAUAUCUUCCCGCUGCCCUCGCAAAGCCUUAUCCCCCACUCCACUUUCAAGACUUGGAAAAUUACCACAACUCGUCCCAGUCUAUCGAAAAACGAGCCUGCGACGGAGUUCCCUGCGGUUACGGCGGCUGGCUAUGCUGCCCUUCAGGCUCGACCUGCUACACCGAUGCGCAGAACCAGGCGCAAUGCGGCGGCGCUGGCAACGCAAGCCCACAGGGAACAGGAGGCGUGUGGGAGUACCACACCACCACUUAUGUUGAGACUGUCGGACUCCUCACAAAGACUUCAGUCUUCAGCACUUACGUCCCUGCGACUGCGACACAGACUUGCAAAGACUCGCAAAAUCCAUGCGGUUCCACCUGCUGCGACUCGGGAUUCUACUGCCUCACUGCCGGCCAAUGUGCUCUGAUUGCUGGUGGAAGUUCUGGAGGUAUUUCACCCUCCGCUCCUCUUCGGCCCACUGGCUCAGGCGUUGUUAUAGUCACCUACACUGGCACCCCAACCGCCACGGUUCCCUUCCAGACCCCAAUUCCCACUGGCGCAGCUGGCAAUGACCUCGUUCCCACUGAGGGUCAGGACAACGGUCUUAGCGGUGGCGCCAUUGCCGGUAUCGUCAUUGGUGUCAUUCUGGGCGUUUUGCUCCUGCUUCUGUUGUGUCUUUUCUGCUGCGCUCGCGCCCUCUUCGACACUCUUCUCGCCAUCUUUGGUUUCGGCAAGAAGCGCAAGCACAGCCACGAGGAAACCUACAUCGAAGAGCACCACCACAGCGGAGGCGCAGCUGGCGGACGCUGGUACGGCGCAGGUCGUCCUGCUCGCCCCUCGCGCGCUGGCUCAGAGAAGCACAGCGGCGCAAAGAAGGGUCUCGGCAUUGCUGCUGGUCUUGGUGGCCUGGCGCUUGCACUGGGUCUGAAGAGACACCAGGACCACAAGGCGGACGACAAGAGCACGACUGUCAGCGGAACUUCAUACAUGUACAGCGACUACACCAGUACAAGCAGCGCAAGCUCAUCAGACCGACACACUCGCCGAACACGACACUCGUCAAGGCGGUAA